Molecule: messenger RNA, 1675 nt
Organism: Tuber melanosporum (Perigord truffle)
Lineage: Eukaryota; Fungi; Ascomycota; Pezizomycetes; Pezizales; Tuberaceae
Exons: 2
Coding region: 302-1675 (457 amino acids)
Molecular function (GO): protein binding
Source: RefSeq, a predicted model, not a curated record
CUUUCCUAUCGUCAUUUCAUUUUCAACUUCCUUUCUUCCUUGACUGGUAUCAAAAAGUCGGCUUUUUAUUUUAAUCAAUUCCGUUGUUGUUCGUUCCUUUCUUGUGCCAUAUCUUCUAUCAGGUUCACGCCUCAAAUUUUGUCAACGUUGGGAUAACACAGGAUUCCUAAUUACAGCCUUAAGAUUUCCACAGCCUGCCUUCUGGUCAAGAAAUUGGGGGGUAUAUAUAUAAAAGAUAAUCCACAUAUUCUACACAAGAGAAUUAUAGACAAAAGCGAAGGGUCAACUCUCAUAUCUAGCAAUGGCUUCUAUCCCGGAAUCGAGACACGGAAUCAGAGAUUUUAUCUCAGACCUUCCGCCAGAGCUGUCCAGGCUUAUACUCUCGCAACUGGAAAUUCAAGAUAUUUUUAUGUGCGCCGCUGUUUGUCGUGCCUGGCGCUCCCACACCAGAAGCAAUGACAGUUUGUAUAUCCCGCAUCUUCUCCGGAAAUACAAUAAUAUUACACGCGGACGGGAUCCGAUACCCCCGACGGUGAACAUUGGCCAGGAGCUACUUCACCGAUUCCCCCACAUGUCCGCGUCUUCCUACUUUUGCAACCCAAAAUCGCUCUGGGAUCUAGCACUGCGGGACAUGCAUUUGCAGAGCAGUUGGGAAUCUGGAAUUCCUUGGAGGAAGGCGAACCUCAAUGCUUGCAUGAAGCAUACAGACAUUAUCUUUUCUGUCCUGAUCGACCAAGUAUACAGCCUGGUUGUUAGUGGGGACCGGUCUGGUGGUGUUGUUUUCUGGAGCACACGGACAGAGGAGAUGAUCAAGGAGCUCAAUCUCGCCCCAGAGCCCGCUGAGGAUGCUCCUGUUAUCAGCCCCGCGAUAUCUGCUAUGGCCCUAACGGGUGAUCAAUUGGUUAUCGGGACAUGGCAUAAGAUUGUACACGUUGCGCAUAGGGAUGGCGAAGACAUCCCCAUCGAGAAUCGGGCGUUUUCCUUAGUAUCAAGUUUCCCGGUUCCUUCACCAGUUAUCAGCAUUCUCCUUGAGGGAGCAACGUGUAUUGUUGGCUGCCAUAGAGGUGAAGUUCUGUUUUAUGAUAUUGGGGUCCCUGGAAAGAGCCCCAAUCCCACCCACGGGGAAAACAUGAACCCUGAUGGCAAGCCGAAUCAUCUCCUCACCAUCCAGAUCCCAGAACCAAGAAAUAGACAAAUCAGACACAAUCUUUCCAUGCACUACCGCAAGCCCUUCCUUUUCACAUCAUCCGAUCUAGUAUCCCAAUUGACCCCCAAGAGAAUGGACCCGGAUAACAAACGGGACCUCUGGGAGUAUGGGGAACGGGAGAUAACAAUCAAAAAUUGUUCCGGGAAUCUGUCGGGACUAGGUCCUGACUACCUGUGCAUGCUGCGACCACUAUAUACUGAAGGAGACCUACUCGUGGCGUGGCCAGACCUAUCCGUGUACAGCCUCGGAAACUUCAAUUCCGGUCUGGUCUGGUCCCCAAAGACCAAAGUACUUGUGGAGAAGGCGCACUGGCAGUCUGUGAGAUGCAUGGGCACUGUGGACGGGUUUUUCCUAACGGGUUCCUUCGAUCAUGUGCGCCACCCACAGCCUCUUUACCCCAAUAUCCCCGAUAUCACCUUACCAGACUACGCGCUAAAACCUAAGACAGACCGUGCGAGUAUUCAGUGA